This is a messenger RNA of Aspergillus campestris IBT 28561, 3701 nucleotides long. RefSeq names its product putative RNA interference and gene silencing protein (Qde2). The transcript has 3 exons. Gene Ontology annotation, molecular function: protein binding; RNA binding. The record is from RefSeq and is a predicted model, not a curated record. Bases 202 to 3312 code for a protein of 1036 amino acids. Lineage: Eukaryota; Fungi; Ascomycota; Eurotiomycetes; Eurotiales; Aspergillaceae.
UAUAGCAGUCCAAUUCACUCCUUCCUGCAUACCCACUCUGUCGCUCUUCUGCUUUUUAUAUCUUUGCUUUCUCUCCCUUCCAUCUUUCUUUCUUCCUCUCUUCAUCUUUCCAUCUCCCUCCCCUACACAUUUAUCCCACUUCCAUUUUUAACAUAAACCAGUUGAGUGCUCAUCAUCCAUAAACCUCCUGCAUCAACCGUCAUGUCCGCUCCGAGGGGACGUGGUAGAGGCGGCGGCCGUGGCUCAACCGUGGAUCUUCCCUUCCGUCAGUCGGGCCCACCCGGCGAUAAUCGCGGUCGAGGACGCGGCAGAGGUGAUUUUGGCGAUAGAGGCGGCCGUGGAAGAAGUGACUUUGGCGAUCGUGGAGGUCGGGGCAGAGGAAAUUUUGGUGAUCGUGGACGCGGGGGACGUGGGGGAGGCGGAGGCCGUGGUGGUCGCGGUGGCUUUGAUCAGGGUCCACGCAUCUAUUCUCCGGAAGGAGGGGUCGUUGCUCCAAGCGCCGAGGUCGAAAAGACUGAAAACGCCGUGGUCACUGCCUUGGCGGCUAAGAAGAGAGAGCCUGGCUUCCCCGAGCGCCCGGCCUACGGUACCCAGGGACAGGCGGUUACGCUGUUUGCCAAUUACCUGGACUUGAAGUCGGUGGGGAACCAGCUCUUCCGCUACAAUGUGAACAUCCUGGGCAACUCGGCCACCAAGAACCCCCCGGCGGGGAGGAAGGCCCGCCAGAUCAUUAGCCUGCUGCUGGAAGAGCAUUUCUCAGAACACCGCAGCCACAUCGUCACGGAUCACCGGUCUACCCUGGUGUCGAGCCUCAAAAUCCUCGACAGCGAGGACACCCCGCGUGACUAUGACGUGCGCUACAAGGACGAACACGACGACGACUACGCGGAAGAGCCGAGGGUUUACCGUGUUAAGGUCCAGUUUACUGGCAGACUCAGCCCGUCCGACUUGUUGAGCUACUUGACCUCGACCAAUGCGGGCGCCAUGUUCGAGUCUAAACAGGAAGUCAUACAGGCUAUGAACAUCCUCCUGGGCUACCAUGCCAAGACAAAUCCGGACGUGGGCUCCGUGGGCGCGAACAAGCAUUUUGCUCUCCGCGGGCCUGGCCGGGAGAAAUGGGACCUGGGUGCUGGGCUCGAAGUGUUUAGAGGAUACAUCGUGAGCGCUCGGGCUGCAACUUCGCGUCUACUGGUCAACGUCCAGGUCAAGUACGUCGCCUGUUACCAGGAAGGCCCGCUGGCAGCGGUCAUCGGCAGCUUCCAGCAAACGCGCUCGCGUGAUAUCAACGAGUUGAGGCGUUUCCUAAGCAAGCUCAGAGUCCGAGUGACGCACAUCCAGAGGAAGAACAGACGUGGAGAGAUCAUCCCACGGUUCAAGACCAUUGUAGGCCCGGCCACCAAAGCUGAUGGUUCCGGGUUGCCCAACCGCCCCAAGAUAGACCGUCACGGAGCCGGCCCCAGAGACGUCCAAUUCUUCCUGGAUGCACCCGGUCAGCCGUCCGCUCAGAAGGGUGGCAAGGGCAAAAAGGCUGCUAAGGCAGGCCCCGCACCAGCUGGGAAUUAUGUCUCCGUGGCGGACUUCUUUAGACAGCAAUACAACAUGAAUGUCGAUCUCAGAAUGCCCGUUGUCAACGUGGGGACACGGGAGAACCCUAGCUAUCUGCCCGUCGAAGCCUGCGAGGUUGUCGCCGGCCAGCCCGCCAAAACCAAGUUGACCCCCAAUCAGACCAGGGGCAUGCUGAACUUCGCGGUUCGCCCCCCGCCGCAGAAUGCCCAAUCCAUCGCGACCAACGGCACAGGUAUCCUAGGCCUUGGGGCUCCCCCCAGUCAGACCCUCCAGGAAUUCGGCGUCCAGCCAAACCCAAAGCUAAUCACCGUCCCCGGACGAGUGCUCCCGGUGCCCAACAUCUACUACAGGGACGAGAAGUCGGGCCAGAAGCAAGUCAGACCGAACUUUGGCAGCUGGAACAUGCGGUCGAUCCGAUUCUCCACGCCCAGCAAGAUGACCAGCUGGACCUAUCUCGUGGUCGACUUCGAGGGACGCCGGCCCUUCUUCGACAGCCCCGCGGCACUGGCUGAACCCCUGAAGAGAUUCACAGACAAGCUAAACGAAGUGGGCGUGAUCUCUGCGCCCUCCAAACCCGGAAUCCGCGUCGAGGUCAACGAAAUGAACUACGAAGCGGUCGUGGACAGCGCAAUCGCGAGACUUAUCGCCGGCCACCGCCCGCAGGUCAUCCUCACCAUCCUCCCCUCCGUGGACACCGGACUUUACAACUGCAUCAAGCAGACCUGCGACAUCAAGCACGGCGUGCGCAACGUCAACGUUCUGGGCGAUAAAUUCGCCAAGUGCGACGACCAGUACUUUGCCAACGUCGGCCUGAAAUUCAACCUCAAGCUCGGCGGCAACAACCAAGUCCUGCGCGCGUCCGACCUCGGCCUCAUCGGCGAGGGCAAGACCAUGCUCGUCGGCAUCGACGUGACGCACCCUUCUCCCGGCUCCUCCGACAACGCCCCUAGCGUCGCCGGCAUGGUCGCCUCCGUCGACGCCCUCCUCGGCCAGUGGCCCGCCGAAAUCCGCGUGCAGCGCGAGAAGCGCAACGAGAUGGUCGAGGACCUCAACGCGAUGCUCAAAGCGCACCUCCAUCGCUGGCAGCGGGGCCACAAGAACCAACUCCCCGAGAACAUCAUCGUAUACCGCGACGGCGUCUCCGAAGGCCAAUACGACACAGUCGUCGAAAAGGAACUGCCCCUCCUCAAAGCUGCCUGCAAAGAGACCUACCCAGCGACCGACACAGCCAAACAACUCCCCCGAAUCUCCAUCGUCGUGGUCGGCAAGCGCCACCACACGCGCUUCUACCCCACGAGCGACCCAACCGCCGACCGCUCCGGCAACCCCAGCAACGGCACCGUCGUCGACCGCGGCGUGACCGAAGCCCGCAACUGGGACUUUUUCCUGCAGGCGCACACAGCGCUGAAGGGCACCGCCCGGCCGGCCCACUACUACACCGUCUGGGACGAGAUCUUCCUGCGCCAGAAGCCCUCGCAUCCCAACCAGAACACGGCCGAUAUCCUAGAAGGCCUGACCCACCGGCUCUGCUACCUGUUCGGGCGUGCGACUAAAGCAGUCAGCAUCUGCCCGCCGGCCUACUACGCGGAUCUGGUCUGCACGCGCGCGAGAUGCUAUCUCAGCUCGGCGUUUGAUCCGACCCCGUCGGGGAGUAUUGUUACGGGGAGUGGGGGGGCGGAUAUGCUGGUUGAUGAUGCCAGUGUUAGGAUCCAUGCGAAUGUCAAGGAUACCAUGUUUUACAUUUGAGGAUUCUGACACUUGGCACACCGACCUGGCUCCCAAUUGGAGAAUGGCAAUUGGGUUGAAAGGGCAACCGAUGGAACACUGGAAAGACUCGUGGAUUACUGUUGCUUUGAUCCUGCUUUAUCUUGGUUGGGUUAGCUGGAUAAACGUUGGGUUCUGUCAUGCCCUGUCAUGUUUCUUUCUAUUUGCAAAUUGGAAUUGUUUAUCUUGUUUUUGCACGCGUUAUCACGGCCAAACUGGAAUGGAAUGGAAACGAGAAUGAAUAUGAUAUGUUAUUGAUCAGUUAGUUUGAAGACUCAUUGGCUAUGUAUCUAGUGUAUCUAGUCUAGUUAUUUACCUAGGUAGAUAGAUAGAUAGGAAGAUGGAUCUUAUCCCAAAAUGCAACAAAAUAC